AUGUUUGAGGUUACUGUGUUUCACAACGAACACACAUGUAACUUGGAUUCUAGACAUUCUGAUCACCGGCAAGCAGCACCGUGGGUCAUUGGUCACAUUAUUAAGAACAAGUACACAUCUGAUGGAUCUAACUACAAAGCAAAAGACAUACAGAGGGAUAUGUUUGAUGAAUAUGGCAUCAAGAUGAGUUAUGAGAAAGCUUGGAGAUGUAGAGAGAAGGCAGUUAUGUACAAGAGGGGUACUCCAGCAGAAUCUUAUACGAAAUUAUAUGGUUACUUCUACAUGCUGGAACAGAAGAAUCCAGGCACUAUUACUGACAUUGUCAGCGAGGAUAACCGGUUCAAGUACUGUUUCUGGUCACUCGAUGCUUGUAGGAAGGGAUUUAAGUAUUGUCGUCCUGUGAUUAGUAUCGACGGAACAUUCUUGAAGACGAAGUAUGGAGGAACACUGUUAGUUGCUGUUGCGUACGAUGCAAACAACCAAUUGUUUCCGGUAGCCUUUGCAAUUGUUGACAGUGAGAAUCAUGACUCUUGGAAGUAUUUCUUGCGGAAGUUGAAGGAAGCCAUUGGUCCGGUUGAAAAUCUUAUGUUCAUAUCGGAUAGGCAUCAAAGCAUUGAACAUGUUGUUGAUGUUGUUUUCCCAGAAGCAUGCCACUGUGCAUGCUUCAAGCAUAUUACUAUGAAUGUCAAUCACAAGUUUAAGACUGAUGUAUGCAACAAGCAAAUAUGGCUUGCAGCUUACGCAUGGAACAAGACGGAAUGUGAUAGGCAUUUUGAGGUGCUGAAACGAGAUGGACCUGCCAUUGCUACAUACGUCGAGCAAAUAGGGUUUGAAAAGUGGGCUCGUCCUUAUUGUCCAGGCGAUCGGUACAACAUAAUGACAAGCAACGCUGCCGAAAGCUUCAACAAGGUGACAGAAGAAUUCAGAAAAUAUCCAGUAACUAUUUUGGUUGACUUCAUCAGGUUCACACUUCAAAAUUGGUUUGCUUCUCGUCUCGAAAAGGCUAGUAAGUGCGCUACUCCUUUGGCUACUACUUUUGAAAAUGAUUUAAAGGAUCAACACAAAGAUGGUAUGUUCAGGAGUGUCCUUCGUAAUGGUGCCCAAUUGUUCAACGUUGGUACGAGUCCUCAAGGUGAGAGAGGUGGUGAUGUGAACUUAGUGGAGAGAACAUGCACUUGCGGACUUUUCCAAAUGCUGAAAAUCCCUUGUCCACAUGCAUGUGCCGCAGCAGUUAGUCAGAAUGUGAGCGUGUACACACUUUGCUCUCCAUAUUACACUAAAGAAACGUGGAAGAAAACCUACGAUGCCACAAUUAAUAUUGUUGGCGAGGAGGAUGAGUGGGUACUACCGGAACAUAUCAAGAACAUAAGAAUCGGGGUACCAGUGGAGAAAAAACCAGUAGGUCGGCCUAGGAAGAGCAAUGCAGGUAGAAGACCGACGAAGCGUCGACCGUCUAGUGGUCAGGUGGUAGUGGAACCUCGUCAUUGUUCGCUAUGUCACGGUUCAGGGCACAACAGAGCUACAUGCAAAGCUCGAGUUUGA
Molecule: messenger RNA, 1542 nt
Organism: Cannabis sativa
Lineage: Eukaryota; Viridiplantae; Streptophyta; Magnoliopsida; Rosales; Cannabaceae
Exons: 1
Coding region: 1-1542 (513 amino acids)
Molecular function (GO): zinc ion binding
Source: RefSeq, a predicted model, not a curated record